AUGGUUUUAUUUUCCGAAUUCAUAAAUUAGAGUUAGCUAAGAAGUUUGAGCGAAAAAAAUUCGAGGGAUCUACUUAGCGAAUUUCAGCGCAAUCUCUUUUUGGAGCUGCUCAGCCAGCGGCACAAGCUGCGCCGGUGGUCGUGACGAUCGGAGCUCCAGCUGACAUCACACAGCUCCAAGCCAACAUCAAAUCGAUCCAGUCGCAGCUCACCGCAGUUCCAUAUGGAGAUUCCCCGCUGCUCAAGUUCAAUAAGAACUCUUCAUCGCCCACAGAAAACCAGACUCCGCUAAGGUUAAAGAUACUCGGAAGAAAAGUUCUAAGAAAUGUUCUUCAGCGCCCAAAGGCAAAUGCGAUUCAUGGCUGCGAAGAAAACCACUCCCAGCAACGGAAUCGAGUCUGAGCAAUCGUCUUUUCUCUCCAACAACAUUCCCAAAGUCUCCCUAUUCACAAAGAAAUCACUCAGCAAGUUGAUAUUCAGGUGAUGAGCGAUAUGUCGCCCCUAUCUCAAAACGUCGCUUCUCCCGACCCAAAGGAACUCAAAUAUAAGUCGAAAGUGGCACCUCCUACCUUAGGGCGGGGUCUUGGAGCGAACAACACUUUAAACAAUUUUACUAACUCUCCGUCACUAAACGGAACAAUUGUCAAUAGGUUUGUCCGAAACGAGCUGUCCUGACCGAUUCAAUCUGUAGAACUGUCGACUCGGCGAUUGAGGCCUCCCUUCACAAGGAGUCCAAUUCGCUGGGCUCGUUGAGACAGCGCAAGUCCAACUUGAAGCACCUCGACAUGUCUGUGAUGGCGGAAAUGUCGCGUCUCGGCUCGAAUGCCACCAAUUCUCCUGCUCUCACCGAUCCAGACGCUCUUCCAGCUCUUCCGGCCGCUCUCCCACCAACCGAAAAAAACACUGUUCUCAGGUAUUUUGAUGAGCGGAUUGAAAUCUAUGAAACUCAAGUUAUGAUUGGAAAAUUUCGAAAUACGAGAUGAGAAGAAAAGUUUUUCAUUUUUAUAUUUUGUUUUGGUCAACUUUUUCUUCGUCAAAAUAAUUAAAUUGCAAACAACUCUUGGCCGAAAAUUUUUUGAAUAAAAUUUGUCGAUUUAUCGUAGAACGAUCAUCCGGUAAGUCGGGUGUAUUAAUAAGAAAUCAAAAAGUUUAAAUAAUUUUUCCCUAAUUAAAAAGUCUGAUAACGCUUUGGCCAACUGUUUAUUUCAAAAUGAGAGAGAUCGACUUUUGUUGUUUUUUUUUCCAUGUUUUUUUGUUCGAUAAUCCUUUAUGGGAGUUGCAGCCCAGAGGACGAUCCUCAUCUCGGACAGCCUGUCCGCAAAAAUCGCAUUCAAGAUCCUCCGCCGCCUCUCAACCUCGACACUACUGCCGACGAAUCAGCUUGCGAAGUUCGAACCGAGAAUCGUAACUCCAAUUUCCUCAUUAUCUUCUAAAUUUGCUCUUCUAGAAAACGCUGUGGUUGUCCAUGACGUCGCGGAAGAGAGACUUGAUGUGAGGAUCAAACAGUCCGAUUAUUAUUCCAUUCCAUCGACUGCUGAACUCAGCAAAAUGGUUUUUUUUUAUCCCUUUUUCAGUUUUUCUUCCAUUCAUUUAUCUAUUUCAGGCGAUCGACGGAAAAAUUAAAGUUACCGAUGGCCUGACUAUUGGCCGUGCUUCUUAUGGAAGUGUGUUUUGGCCAGGCAACGUCGAAAUAAGAACGGGAAUCGUCCUGGACGAGGUGAGGGAUUUUGGUUGCACAAAACUCGCAGUGAUUCGAGUUGCAGUUGGUUGUUUUCCGCCGCCGCGAAGUGACCGUUUACCCGAACGAGGAGGAAAAACCAGCGGAAGGCGAGGAGUUGAAUCGUCCAGCAGAAGUCACGCUGGAGCGCAUUUGGUACACUGACCGGGCCAGCAAGCAAGAAAUUCGAGUACGUCCGUGUUGGGAAGGAGGGCGUGUUUAGUAACUUUUUCGAGAACCGCCGCAAAGCUUUUUCAUCCCUUUCGAAGAAAUCAACCUGUACCCAGGAAAUUAACAUUUUUCUAGCUAAAAUUGCAAUAAUUUCGAUGUAAUUUUUCAUCCAACACACUAUCUCUCCAAGUUUUAAAACGUCAAAAGAUGAGAAAAAGAGAAGAUUUUUUAGAUAACUUCUAUACCUAUUCGUUUUUUGAAAAAAAAUUUCCAGUAAAAAUUUGCGGGAUUCGGUUGAACACCUGUCUCAUCAAAUAAAUGGGUUCAUUUUUUUCUAAAUUUUUUUAUUUUCUGAUCGAAAGUUUUCUGUCCUUUUUUCAGAGAAAAAGUUUAGGAGAGGGAUUUUAAUCCAAAAAAAAACUUUGUUUAAAGGAUUACCAAGUACCCAAAAAGUGGUUCAUUCACUCAAAGCUAAGGAACGUUACUUUGUUCAACCAAAGUGCCUCUGUCAAAACUUGACCGGAUCAGUUUUCGAAAUUUGCAACCUUAGUGCCUUGAAUAGUUUUAAGGGAAUAUACAAAUUAUUAAGUAAGGAUUUAUUUUUGACCGAUUUAAUAUUUUGGUUUUUUUCAAUCUACACAAUCGAUGGCGAUAGUUCUAUUCGAUAUUUCUAGAAGCAUAGAGUCCUGUAGUUGUGGAUGACUUUACAGGACGCAGUGCGACUGGCGGAGGUCGGCUGGAGGGAACGUCUCGAGCGACAGACCAUCAGGAUGGGGGCCAACUUCAAGGAUUACCGUCCAGAAUCCGGCAGCUGGGUGUUCCGCGUAGACCACUUCAGCAAGUACGGCCUUCCCGUGAGUCUUCCUGCAGUUUUUGUCGGACUUUCUUCCCUUUCAGGACGAAGACGACGUCGAGAACCUGGUUCCGAAGAAAGAAAAUCGCGGCGCUCCAAAUAUUCUUGACGUUCAGAAUCAAGUUCAAAGAACUCCUAUUUCGUACAGCGAUAAGGCGAAAGAGGUGUGGUUUUGAUUGUCUAUAAAUUGUCAUUUCUGAAUAAAAUUUUCUUUUGAAGUUUUGAUGGAAGUAUAUCUGCAAUAUAAUCGGGAUCAUUGAGGAUAGCCAAUAACUUUUAUAGGAGUGUCCAAAAAACAAGAAAUUUUCUUCGCCUUUGGUUAGAUUUCAAAUGAACGCAAAAGCCCCUUCAAAAGAAGAAAAAAAUAUUUCGGGAAGUUCAUUUUUUACUAAAGGAAAGUUUUUUGAAUUAUUGAAUUGAUUUCGAAGUUUGUUAUUAUCAAAAAAUGGAGAUUUAGGUGUUUUCCGAUGUUGCUCAUCUUAAGCCAGUAUCAAACGACGCUAUUCUCAACCUUCGACCACCUAUCCGUCAGGUAUACGUGGCUCAGAGGCCGAAAUCAGAGUAUGGGUUGAAGAUCGGCUUGGGUGGCGGGCUUCUGCAAGUAGCUGAACAGAUGGAAUACUCGUCCUUCGAGGAACAGAGCGACGACGACUUCGUAUCCAAGGUGCAUCUUGUCGGGGUUUUCCCUCAGAGUGAUCGAAGAUUGCAGAUUCCUGAGAAGAAAAUCAAGCUGGAACUUCUGGCUCAGCUUGAAUUGGAAACCAGGUUUCUUUGUGGCUGUCCUUCUCCUUUAUAAAUACCACUUCAGCCGUAUGGUGAAGAGCAAUUUUCUGGACGAGCAGGUGGUUGCGAAAUGCGUCAAUCCCACUAGAUGCUUCGAAGGCGGUUUCCUAGAGGUUUUCCUUUUCUCCUCACAACUCUCAUUUCGAAGUUUACAGUCGAAAAUGGCCGGAUUUAAAGUGAGCCAACUGAUAGAUUCUGGCUGCGUCCGAGGCAGGUCAGCCCGUGUCGGAUGGAGCGCAGGUGAGGAUUUUUCUGUUUCAAUGAAACGACUCAGCAUCGCGUUUCGAAAAGGAACAUUUUCGACCAGUUUCACAUGUUCAAAUUGAAGACCUUUCUUCUUUAAGAGGGAAAAACUUUAAAAGAGCAAAGUUUUUUCUAUCUAACCAGGGAACGUUUUUCAACCCCCCGGUUGAACUUUUGCUGAAACUUUGCUGAAGUGUACUUUAGGACCCCCUAAUUGCAGAUCAAGAAAAAAAUUUCUCGCAAUAGGUCUUGUUUCCGAGUUAUGGAGCUUCAAAGUGUGCAAAAUACGCAAGUUAGGCCAAAAAAGCGUUAUUUCGGGCUUUCGAAGUUUCCUAACUCGAAAAAGAGAUCUAUUGCGAGAAAUUUUCUUAUUGUUCUAAAAUCAGGAGGUCCUAAAGUACACUUCAGCAAAAUUUCAGCAAAAGUUCAGCCGGGGGAUAAAAACGUUCCCUAGUAAGAGAAAGCUACAGCUAUAUUUCAAUUCAUCGAGAGUGUGUGUAGAUUUUUUUUUAUCAAACUUUGAUUAUAAGUUCUACCUCGUAUCAAACGUUCUGUCUGUUGUGGAGUUUCUGAUGUUUAUUUUUUCUAGCAGGAACUCUGGUUUGCUCCGAGCAACCGACGAGCAACGCAGUCCUCUUCAUGAGCGUCGAUCGUUCUGCAGAAGUCAGCAUCGUGAGUCUGGCCGGGCCAUUCUCCAAGAAGCUUUUUCCUUCAGGAGACAAUGACGGCAAUGGUUGAGGCCAACAUGGCUCUCUCGGUUUCGACGCGCAACGCUUCUGGAACCGCCCUUGUUUCCUACGACGGCAAUUACGCGAACCUUCUCGAUUCUUAUGUAAAAAUCUCACAGAAAAGUGCGUUGUUUCAAGAAAAUUAUGGCUCUAAAACGGCUUGUCCAUCCUUAAAUCUAUAUAAUUAAUAGCUAGAAAUAGUUUUCUAUGUCACGCCUAUCAAUUUAAAUCUUUUUACGUCAUAAUACAUGACCAUUUCAUUCCAUUGAUAAUUUUCUGAUCGAGGUUUUGCUGAUUUCUAGUGCCAGGAAAAAGUGUGCCCGUUUUCUUCUCGAGAGAACUCAAAUUUGAACACUCAAUGGAUUGGAGUCGAAACAAAAAAACAAUCUUCAGAUGGUUAUGAAGAUCUUGUAAGCAUAUGGACUCUGUGUCAAGCACUGUUUCCAGUCAAACGAAACGGUGAUCAAAUAUUUGUUUUCCAAAAUAACAUCGGUUUUCCUAACAGAUGGAUGGGAAUAUCUACGAGGGGAAGAAGUUGGCGCGUGGUUGCGAGAUCAAGCUCAGCGUCAUUUCGAAAUCGAUAUCCCCACGGAGGAAGGUGAACGCCUAGAUCGAUCAUUCACAAAUUUAUUCGAAGCUCCAAAUUUUUCCAUUCUUCUUUCUUUAGAAAUCGGCGACUUUUUUUUUUUGCAAAAUAUGUUCCGAAGGAUUUAAGAAGAGUUGAAGUUUUUUUUUUUUUGAGAAGCUAAAGUUAGAUCAUAGCCAGAGUUUUUGUCGGUUUCUAUUCUUGUCUUGACUCAAUGGAUUGGAGUGUUGUCAAUGCUUUACCAUUUCAAAAGUUCUUAUAAAAAGAGAAAGAGUCUUCUGAAAAUGCGCCGCCUUUUCAAAAAUGACAAGUUGACAGGAAGUUAUAUACUACAUGUCGUUUUGCGAAAGUGCGAUAUUGGGGUUGCAGGAUCGGACGUGUGGAAGGCGCUUUGCUUGGGAGACCGAGACGAAGCCUGUCGACUGGCUGCCACGCAGGGAAUGGUCGUGCUCCCCGCGAGUCUUUUCGCGCUUGACAUCAGUCCCGAGGACACCAAGCAAUGCUUCCGACGUCAGGUUCUCUCGUCCCCCGGUCAGCCCUCAUCCAGAAAGCUAAUUUAAGAUCGAUUUGUGGGAACGCAACGACGUUCUUCACACGUUCAGCGCGUCUGUUUUGAAAUGUUACCUCGUGUUGGCUGGAUUCUCGCACAAGAAGUGGAAGCAUUCCGGCAGGGAGUACACUGUCAAUUGUCUCGAAGGUCUUCACUGGAUACAGGUGUCAUCUCCCGUGUCGGUUCUUUUCUCACUGAACUCCCUACAGGCCCUCGGCAUCCACAUUUGGUAUUUGCGAGGAUGGAACGGGAUCGAAGAGCCUUUCGAAGGCUACAUGGGCGACGUGAAAGCUGGCUUGGCUGUUUCUCACAACGACGAUUUGUAUGGAGAAGUAGGACCCACUGUCUGCGCUGAAAAAGAGUUUGACUCAGUUGAUAACACUGGCUUGCAAUCCUCAGUACUCGGUGGAAGCCGCCAUCGACGCCGCUACUUCUUCCUUCCCACAUGACACUUUCUUGAAGUGGGUUUAAGCUGAACUCGAUUUUUUCACGAAUACAUCGAUAUUCAAUGACUUUCUAUGGUCUUGGAAUAACUGCCACAUUCGCUCUCAUCAAAGCCUUCAUUCUUAUUUUGUUUCUUCAAGUUUUAUAAUGUAUAUAAAAAUUUUUUUAAUAUAAAAAAAUAAAGCAUUUAGCAAACUUUUUCUUUCAUCUUUUUACCUAGAUGGCAUUUGUGGAGCGUUUUUGUGUUCCAUCGGUUACAAGACGAUGAAGAAGGAUAACGAACACAGGCUUCACACGGCCUACAGCGGCCAACUCGAGGCGUCGUGUCUUUCGCAAUUGGCCGUCUUCGUCCUGUCGCACAUCUCCAAGGACAACUGGUAGGCACCCAUCUUCUACCUCCAACAACAAGUCGAAUCAGCCGGGAGACGAUGAUCCGCGACUUGCUCGACAGAAUCGCUCUUCACACCUCCGAAGACGAAUUCCGACGCAUCUCCAGCGACUGUGACGUCACUGAGGCUUUGACAUCCGCCGCGAAAUUCGUGGCUGCUCAGGUGUGCCUCCAGAACCAAAAAAACCGGAAAGUCCAGAGAAAGAGAUGACUCCAGAAAAACGUUAACUACGUCUCUUGUCCGAUACAUAAUGUGUUCACAGAAGGUUAUAUUAUUUUCAAUCAUUCCCCACUUGAAAGGAGAGAUGGGUCGAUUUGCAAGCACUGGUCAAUCGGGAUGUCUAUACAAGUAGGUACCGGGUAGCAACUCAAAGUCAAUCGGCGUAUCGUAAUCGGUGGUCAUUUGUAUGCGACCAGGUACUAUCUUUAUGGUACUGGGAUACUACCGGGUAGGUACCCGAAAUUCGCGAUUGUUAGUAGCUUGCACACCGGUCGUUUAUUUAGCACCAGUGUUUUUCUACACUUGCUCAAGUCUCCCAGGGUCUUAUUGGAUAAACUGAAACAAAAAAUAACGACCCGGGAAGCAAUUCCAGACUUUCCGGUAGAAAUAACGAAUGUCAGGUCGCUACCCGAUAGCUACUUGCAUCGACCUCCGACCCAGGUACCAUAGAGGUAGUACCCGGUCGCAUACAAACGACCACCGAUUACGAUACACCGAUUGCCUUUUUAAAAGUUGUAUUUGUAUCGACCUCCCGAUUCACCUUUGAGAGUGAAUCAUUGAGACGGGAAAAAUGAAUCAUAACACGGGAAAUACUGAAAUCCGAAGUGGACUUUUAUUCGAGUCAAUUUUCAACUCGCUCUCACCGCCUUUGGCAAAUUUCGGAUGUAGUUGUUAUCCGAAAAGAUAACACACGAAAAUUCAUGCUGUCUUUUUGAGGACGAAAAGACUUGAAAAUAAACGAAGGAAACCGGCUUCGCUUUUUUGCAAAAAAAAAUUCUGUACAGAGUAAUGGCAAAACAGCAAACGCUUCCGGUGGUUACGAAGGGAACAAGAUAAUAGACAAGAAGAAACUAGGAAGUCGAAAAUUAGUUAACUUUGUGAGUCAUUUUCACCAUCAACCGUUUGUUUUUUUAAUAAAAACCAUUUAAAUGGUUAUAUUUCAAAUCGCAUAAUUUUUUUUCCUUAACGGUCAGUUUUUUCAAUCAAAUCUUCAAAAAUGAUAAUAAUGUAAAGAGGGGCUUUCAACAUGUUCUAGAGAUAAAUCGAGCACGGAUUGGAGGAAGAGAUUUUUUUUCCACAAAUGUGUCUGAUUAUUUUCGCAUCUUCUCAAGUUGAUAGGGGGUAAUUUACAGAGUAGGUCACCUAAUAUAGUAUGUUCAGAUUUUGAAUGUCAAGUCGUCGCCCAAGCUCCGCCCAUAAUGGUGCGAUAGACCAAUCACAGAGCGAGCCAUCCACAGAGCAUUUUCGAAUGACGUCAUUCUACUUGACAUUCAAAAUCUGAACGGACUAUAUGGUGUUUAAAUAACUUAAAUAAAAUAAGCAUUUCCGAUGUUGUGAUUCCCGCGAAGUCGCACUGUGCGCAAUUUUCUAUACGGAGAAUCGAUAAUUUUUAAAGCUUCUCAGUGCUAAAACUUUAUCCGAUUAGCAAAAAAAAAUAAUCAUUGAAACUGCACAUUUUCAAAGGAGAAACAGUGUGCAGAAAGUUUUUGAUUUUCUGUAGAAAUUGAAAAAGAGUCAAUUUUCGGUCUUGAGACACUAUGAAUGAUGAUCUCAUACAACACACACAAUUUGAAGAACAACGGCAACUCUGGACUUGCUUUUGAAUGCGCCGUCGAGGCUAACAACUUCGAAGAAGCUCAUCGACUGUUCGUUGAAGACGUCGCUCCAAACGCAGUCAUCACCGGAGACCUCGAAACUCUGCGUGUGUCUUCCGACCUCAUCGAACCUUUCUCCGCCUCAAUCCCGGUAAGAAACGAAAAAAGGUCACCGGAAAGCCCGUCCUUCCAGGGAUGGGGCGCCUACGGACAGAUCUUCUGCGACUACAGCAACUUGCGAAACCUUGACGACCAAGCGACGGAUGUGAGUGAACUUGUGAAAAUGAAAUAAAUAAAUCCGAGAAAUAAAACUUUAGAGCUACAAAAAUCGAAAGAAGAAAAUUUGCUUUUGGGAUUUAAAAAAAAUCGUAUCUUACUGUUUCCCACAAGCGUUUCUUGUUUGAAUUUUCAAACAGAAGGCAUUUGUCAUCUGACUCGAAAACUUUUUUUUCAAUCUUAUUUUUCAAUUUUUCAGUGGUUUCCUCAAUUAAGCGCAAUAAGUUAAAUUUUUUUUUUCUUUUUUCUUUCUCUUUACUCUGUAAGUUAUCUCUGAACCAUGUAGUUUUGGAUAUAACGAUGAAGUGUUCGCUCGAUUCAAACCCAAUUUGAUUUUUUUGCAGGCUCUGUGCUCUUUGAUCGAAGCACGGUUGCGAGCGCCAAACUUCACGAAAACCAUUCAGAGGUUUUCCAUAUAAUAUGAUGGUUGAAGGGGCCAGAUUUCAGAAUAAGCAUCCAAACGAUCGGCCGAGAGCUGUUCGAGUUCAAGAAGGCCCAGACGGGCACCAAAGACUGGACCAUGAUCCUCGGCCCUCAGAAUGCCCGCAAGGCUCUCCGCAACAUGACGCCGCUCUCCUAUGCUCAUUGUCCUCUUUCCUUUUCAUAA
Molecule: messenger RNA, 9160 nt
Organism: Caenorhabditis auriculariae
Lineage: Eukaryota; Metazoa; Nematoda; Chromadorea; Rhabditida; Rhabditidae
Source: the annotation of a GenBank genome assembly